This is a messenger RNA of Closterium sp. Naga37s-1, 14223 nucleotides long. NCBI's taxonomy places the organism in Eukaryota, Viridiplantae, Streptophyta, Zygnematophyceae, Desmidiales, Closteriaceae. The record is from the annotation of a GenBank genome assembly.
AUGGGAGGGCAUGUGAGGACGACGGCAGGCAUGCAGGCAGGCAUGGGGGCAGGCAUGGGGGCAGGCAUGGGGCCAGGCAUGGGGGCAGGCAUGGGGGCAGGCAUGGGGGCAGGCAUGGGUGCAGGCAUGGGGGCAGGCAUGGGUGCAGGCAUGGAGGCAGGCAUGGGGGCAGGCAUGCGGGCAGGCAUGAGGGCAGGCAUGGGGGCAGGCAUGGGGGCAGGCAUGAGGGCAGGCAUGGGGGCAGGCAUGGGGGCAGGCAUGGGGGCAGGCAUGAGGGCAGGCAUGAGGGCAGGCAUGGGGGCAGGCAUGGGGGCAGGCAUGAGGGCAGGCAUGGGGGCAGGCAUGGGGGCAGGCAUGAGGGCAAGCAUGAGGGCAGGCAUGGGGGCAGGCAUGGGGGCAGGCAUGGGGGCAGGCAUGGGGGCAGGCAUGAGGGCAGGCAUGGGGGCAGGCAUGGGGGCAGGCAUGGGGGCAGGCAUGAGGGCAGGCAUGGGGGCAGGCAUGGGUGCAGGCAUGGGUGCAGGCAUGGGGGCAGGCAUUAGGGCAGGCAUGGGGGCAAACAUACUUGAAUUUGCUACAGCUGUUCCUGUGGGUGGCGGUGUCGCCGGCUGUAGCAGAGGAGUUACUGUUCAGAGGGCUGCUGCUCACGGCCCUGCAAGAGUGGAUCGGCAGGAUCGACGCUGCCAUGCUGUCUGCAGCCCUCUUCGGCCCCUCUCCCUCUCGCUGCUCUUCCCGAACAUGGCCCUUGGGCAGCCUGCUCGCUGUCUACUCCACUUCGCAACAUGGUCUGCCGCUGGUGCGUCUUCCAGAGCAGCAAGCGCAGAAGCUUCCAAGGCGGAGACUGCUAUCUCUGGGUUGAGAUCACCCUCCAGGAUCAACCCUCAAGUAGCGGUGCAAGCGGAGCUUAAAACGCGUACAGUGAAGGCCGAGGAAAGGGGGGACGUGGGAGGAGGCCAGAGCAGCACCAGGAAAGUGGAAGGGGGAGAAAAGGGAGGACGGGAUGAGAGGGUGGAGAAGGUCGCAGCGGGAAAUGCAGCGGGGGAGAGUGAGGAAGGCGGGAGGAAGAGCUACGGGACGGGAGGCUGCGAGGAGGAGGAGGAGGCAGUGGCAGUGAUUGCUGGAGUACUGAGGGAGAAAUUCGGGCCUCGGAUUGUGAGAGAGGAGGUGGAGGAGUGGGAGACUGACAUAAGAAGCAGUGGGGACAAAUUGAUCAUGGGGACAGUGAAAGAGGCGGAAGAGGAAGAGGGGGGAAACGAGGAGGAGGAGGAGGAGGAGGGGAUGGUUGCUGCCAUGCUCUCUGCAGCCCUCUUCGCCCUCUUCCACCUCUCCCUCCUCUUCAGCGAGCAGGAGGGCUCAUCUGGAGCAGGAGUGCAGGAGCGACAUGGGGAGGAGCGAGGAAAGGAGGAGAGAGAAGGGAAGGAGAGAGAAGAGGAGGCUUUGAGGAGAGGGGAGAAGAUUCGUGCAGCAGUCACACUGCUUCAUGACCGAUCAGUCUGGGGCCUUCCCAGUAUACCCCUGGUUGUGGGGAGUAGGCUGUGUGCCAGUGAGAUAGGGGAAGAGGCGAAAGAGGCAGUGCUGGUAGGGUCAGAGCUGGUUUUUGAGAAUUCUCAAAAGUCAGCAGGGGCAACUGAGUCAGUUAGGGCAGCAGUGGUUGAAGAGAGAGGGGAAGCAGCAGCGGAGCAGGGACAAGGGCAUGUUGAAUCAAUCAUCCCUGAUGCGACACCUGUCGGCGUCUCAUUGGUUGUUGGAGAAUACCCUGAGAUCCUGGACGAGCUUUCCAGGAACGUUCUGCGCCAGAGACGGAGGAGCAGGAGGAGGUCGACGUCAGGACCUGAGAGGCUUGAAAGCGAGGGUGAUUUACCCUCACAAUCCUGGCCAGAAGGAGUGCCAGCUGUGAGAUGGGUGCAGGAGGCUCAUCUGGGGGCGGUGACAUCUAUGCUAGAGGCGGGGGACGUGCAGGGAGCAGCUGGUGGCCUGAGGUAUCUGAACGUGGAGUAUGGGGCUGUGGAGGAGGAACGAUACAGGUCUGCCCUGCACCAGUUGGUCCUCGCUCUGCGCCCCGAGGUGGCCCAACAAGCGCCGUCCUCCAGCACUCCUGUUUGGACGGCAGUGAGGAAGGAGGAGACAAGAAUUGCCGUUCAGGAGCUGCUAGCUUCGGGUUCGGCCUGGCUCAUCAGGCUGUUCCAGGCUGUAUGGGACGACCACAUUCACAGCGAGUCUCAGCAAUCCGCUCGUCACUACCCCAUCGCCCCUCCCUUGGAGGCCUUACACGCCCUGCUGCUGGCACACGGGCAAGAUGACAGCAACCCUGAAGCAGAAUCGAAUCAAGCAGAGGACAGCCCAGAAGCGACUGAGGGAGAACCUGAAAAAGAAGCGAUACACUUGGAAUCGAAUGAAGCGUCUGAAGUGGAGGGCGAAGGGGAGGGAGAGACUAGGGACGAAGGAGGGCAGGCGAUGGGGGAGAGGGGAGAUGGUGGGGAGUGUGAGGGGAGAGUGGAUGUGAGAGGAGAGGGUGUGAGGAGGGAGAGUGUGGAGGAGAGGUGUGUGUGGGAGCUGGUGGAGCAUGCGAGGGUGGAGAAGCGGGUGGUGGUGGGGAGUGUGUUGGAGGGAGCUCUGGCUGCUGUGCAUGCAGGCCAGUUCGCCAAAGCCAACCAUAUCCUCCACUUGUGCCCCCCUCUCCGUCCCCUCACCACACUCAUUGCCUGGGACCUCAUAGGCCCCUCGCACCCCGCCACCCGCCUGCGCCUGCUCUGGGCUCUCUGGCCCAUCCAGUCCUCCCGUGCCCUGCUGCCACAUGAAGGUGCCAACACGUCCCUGCUGCCUCACGUGUCUUGCCAAGAUCUGCUGCCAAACAAGCCUCUCGCUGCCAACCUAUGGUCGUCGCAGCUCCUGCAGCAUGCUGGGGUGUCUUGUGCUCACCUCAUCUACCACGCACAUCUGGCCUUCCUCGUAGCCGCUCGCCAUGCUACCUUACAGCAGCAGCAGCAGCAGCAGCAGCACCCGAGGUCUUACCACCACCAUCCUCAGCUCGAUCAUCAGCAGCAGCAGCAACACCUGCAAAACCAGGAUCAGCAGCUGCACGCCUCCUCCGAUGUACCACGUGUGUGGAGCCCUAAGGAGGAGGCCGCACAUUCGUUGAGUUGCAAGGAGGCGACACGUGUGUUGAGUCCUAAGGGAGUGGCGCACAUAGUACGAGCAGCUGACCCGUUCGUUGCACGGCUGGCAUUGGAGCUGCUACAGGUGCAGCCGCCCCUGCACGUGCUGCUCUCUCUGGGACACGGUUUCCAGCCAGGGUGGAUCAUUCAGCUGCUGCAGGCCCAGCCGGGAGCUGGGGGCAACGUGCUCGGUGGGACAUCUGGCAGGGACUGGGACGUGGAGCUCCUUCACAUGCUGUUUGGCGCCCAGGCUGCAGAGAUGGUCGUGCGUGCCAUGGCAGGGAGCAGCAGGGGAGGAGACAGAAGAGAAGGAGAGGGGAGGGGAGGGGUGCAGUGUGGGUCAGCAGAGGCUAUGAGGGCGGUUGAGUCGUUUGAGCAUCAUGCAGCCCGUGUUACCACUGCUGCUCGCAAGAUCUGGAUGGGCUACACCGUGCGCUCGCUGCUCCUCGCUGCCUCGAAACCACCCUCCACGAAUGACAGUCCAGGAUUGCCAUUCGUGGACGACGAGGAUUGCCUGGCUGGUGUCACAAUGGCCCGCCUUCAACUGCUGGCCAAGCACGAUGCUGCUAUUGGUGAUGUUGAUGCAGACGCUGCUGCUGUCAGUGACAGUGGUGUUGAUGGGUCGAAGAAAGGUGGUGCGACUGCAUCUGUAGCACCAUCAGCACCCCCGGCUGUAGCAUCAGCUUGCCCGGCUGUAGCGCCAUCAUCCCCCCCGGCUGUAGCAGUGAUGGAGGCCUUGCUGGCGGCUGUAGCCAGGCAUCUGCCGCCCCAGGGCACAGAGACGCACGGCAUGGCCCGUCCUUUUCUGAUGGAUGCGUCUCCCUUGAGCGGCGUGGACAGGCGGGCGGCACGGGCACUGUUGAGGCGGAGGGAUGUGGGGGAGGUGGGAUCUCGUGGGAGUGAUGUUGGUGGUGGUGCUGCUGAUGCUCCUGCUGCAGCCACUGCUGUUGCUGCUGAUAAUAGUGAUGGCUCUGCCACUGUUGCUGCUGCUACUGCUGCUGCUGCAUCUGCUGGCCUGAAAAGAACAGAGUCAGAGGAGGAGCAGCUGGGACAAAAGGGACAGGGGAGGCCUGAAGGGGGCAGCACAGCAGAAACGAUAAGUUUGCCUUACAGAAGGAAAAGGAGGCUGCUUAGUGGGGAUGGGGCAGGGGCGGAGGAGCAGGAGGAGGAGGAGGAGGGUACGAGGAUGGAAGAGGAGAGAUUGCAACAGAUAGGAGGGAAGGGUGAGGGGGGAAUGACAGGAGGAAAGGGAGAUGGAGGGUUGUCUGGGGAGGGUUUAGCUGAACGUGGUUCGGAUUCAGAUGCUUCGGAUUCAGACACUACAUUCGAUGGUCUAGAUGCUGGUUUUGCUGCUGAGCUGGAUGCUGAGCUGGACGCACAGGCGUCUGACGUGGCAGCGGCGGCAGUGGAAGUGCUGGCUUCUGAUUGGAAGCAGAGGGCGCAGGUGGUGCGUGAUUGGCUGGACGACUGGCAGUGGCGACUGGCUGUGCUGAAAGCUGAUUGGCUGGGCGUUCGUGUCAGACGGGGGGAAGGGGAGGAGGGGGAGUUGAAAGAGGAGGCGGUGUUGGAAGAGGUGGAAGGGGAGGAGGAGGUGGAGAGGGCAGAAGGCGAAGCGAGUGAUUAUGAGCAGGAGGGUGGAACGGAAGGACGUGAGAGGAAGGGAGGAGAGGUGAAAGGGCAGGCAGGGAAGGGGAAGGAGCGGCGCCUGCGGAGUGAUUGGUCGGCAUGGGGGUGGCACGAGGUGGUGGCAUGGAUGCGAGUGGAGCCCUCUGCUCUCAUCUCCUGCUGCCUAUCAGUGGCCGACUUCUCUCUCUGCGACGCGCUCACUCGUCGCUUCCCACUGGCCGUGCACUCAGAGGCACGAGUGCAGCUUUCCGCAUGGCUCGCCCGCCAUGAUCAAUCCAGAGUCGUCCGGUGGGACAGUGGAGGAGGGCGAUUGCACGCCAGCAGCAGCAGCGAUGGCGGUGGUGGUGGUGAUAUUGCUGCUGGCAGUGGUGGGAGUGGGGGGGGAGGUGGGAGCAGGGGUGGGUUGGAGAGGGUGGGGAGUGUGGAGGCGAGGGAGAGGCGAGUGAGGGAGAACGAGCAGGUGGACACGCUAUUCUCGCUCUUCUUUGCUCCAUCACAAGCCAUGUGGGAGAUGUUUCCGGCCCUUGACAUGGUAUGUGUGGAGAAUACGCUCCCCGCCUUUGAGGUGGUAUCACUGGUGGCCAUCCUGCUGGAUGCAGCAGCAACACAGGCUCGCACCGCCCCUGACGCCCUUGUUCUGCUCGACCAGGCUCGCACUGUUUUGACAGCCUGGCAGGCGGACCAGCAAGGACUGAAGGAUGAAGACAAGGGCCGGGGGGGAAAGAAUUGGCCGGGGAAGCAACACCAGCAGCAGCAGCAGCAAGAGCGAGAGGAAGACAGUAGCAACAACUUAAACUCAGUGCAGUGGGCGACAGCAGAGCGGCUGCUGCAGCGGCUGGAGGCCAUUCAGAAUCAGGACCCCACCACGCCUCUCCCGAGCCUGCUGGCCGCCGUGCAGCCGCACCUGUCUCCAUCCCCGGGCCUGUCAGGCUCGGCAGGGGUGCGUCGGGGCCCCAAGGCUCGGGCGGUGAUGGCGCUGCAGCAGGUGGUGGCAGAUUGUGAGGCAGGCACGGCACAGUUUGUCAGUGGCAAGCUGCACAAUCUCAUCCGAGCCUUGGAAGACCCCGAACCAGCAGCAGACCCCCUCUCCCAGGUCAUCCCCGCACCUGCCACGGCUGCUGGCCAGUCAGGGUCCGCCACGUGUCCCCCUCCUGGCAGCGGGCUUGGCUUUGGCAUUGGGCUGGACGUGAUCUUGCCAGAUCAGCUUGCUACAGGUCCUUCCUUGUCCUCCUCCUCCUCCUUUUCUCUCUGGCGAAUGUUGCAUGGGGGAGGAGGAGGAGCAGCAGGAGGAGGGGGGCCAGCAAGUGUGCCUGCAGUAUCAACCCGAACCGAUUCCCAAGGCUCGGUGGCUGCUGCAGCUGCGGUGGCGGGCUUAGCUUCGGCAACAGGUUCGGGAGGAGUGGGAUUGACAACAGGGUCUCCUGUGCACACACCCCCUCUCUCCCCCCGCUGGACCCGCUCCUCCUCUAGCCUUGGCCUCUCCGCUGCUGCCGCUGCUGCUGCUGCUGGUUCAUCGGUGGCAGCAGCAAGGGAAGGUGCCGGUGCUGCUGGUGCACUGGACGCAGCAGCAGUGGCAGCAGCAGUUGAAGAUCUCUCUGAAGGAGGUUCAACCAGAUCUACCUCCCUCCCUCUUCCCUCCACUGCCGCUACCACUACCACUGCAUCCUCUGCUGCUGCUCCGUCGCCCCUUUUAGGACUAUCACGCUCUUCUACUGGCGCUGUCAGCAUGCCCCCUCCCUCCACAACCACCACCAUCACAAGCGCCCCACCUGCUGCUGCAUCUGCACGCAUAUCUGCUCCUCCAGUUCCAGGUGCCUCGUCAGGUGCUUCUUCAGGUGCUUCCUCAGGUGGGGGUGGGGCUGCCAGGGCGACUGCGCCGCUCCCUCCUGUGCCGCGAUCGUCCAUGCCCAGUCUCUGGCCCUUCUCUUUCAACUCAGCCAACGCGAAGCAGCCUACUGCAGCAGACGGGCAGGGAGUGGUGGGGCUUCAGUCCCUUCUUGGUUCAGGUACUGGUGGAGAGACAGCAGGAGCAUCAAAAGUAUCAGGAGCAGCAGCAACAGGAGGAGGAGGAGGGACAGGAGGGGGAGGAGAAAGAGGUGGAGAAAAGGGAGGAGGGGCGGCAGGAGCAUUAUCAUCAUCAGCAACAGCAGCGGCAGCAGCAGGGUUGCGAGGGCCAGGGAAGCAGCCUUGGGAUCAUCCCAAGGGUUACCUGCCAGUCUUCUUAAACUACGUGGUUCAGAUUGGGGAUAUUGUCGAUGAUAGUGACCCCAGCCACCCCUUUAACUACUUCUCUUUACUAAACGUCGACCCAGUGGAGCUUUUAAGAGAGCUUGUGUUUGUGAGAGGGGAUAUUGCUGCUGCGUUGCAUGUGGCUGGGAUCAUGGGUAGGGAGUCCUUACCUGCCGACAUUAUCCCCGCAGCUCUCCCGAGCCUGUUGCCGCCGGUGCCGAGCCUGAAGCUCUGUUCCAUGGCUCGGCGCUUCCGAAGCAGAGUUCUGGACAGGUCCGGAGGAGGCUCGGGACAGGGUAGGGGCAAGGUAGGAGAGGGAGGGCCGGAAAGUGCGGAGAAUCUUCUGAUGCCUUCGCCGUAUGAGCCGCCGCGAUUUGCACUGAGUAUGGACGUGGUUCAGCUGCUUGCGAGAGAAUCCAUGGUGCAUGCUGUGUUGGCUUGUGUGCUGGGAGCAGAACAGCAGAUCGUGCAAAUGCACAGACGCAAGGAGAGAGAGCGUGAUCUGAAAACAGUCGGUGCAUUUUCCGGUGGUGGUGGUGCUGCUGCUACCGGUGGUGGUGCUGGUGGUGUUGGUGGUGUGGGUAGGGCUGGUGGUGUGUUGGGCGGUGAUAGGAGCAGGGGCAAAGGAGGGGGAGUGGGAGGUGUGGCGAGUGCAGUGGAGGCGGAGGAGGAAGCUGCAAAGAAGCUGAUGGAAUAUGCACGCGUGCACUCUGCUGGCACCCCAAUCAUCCACCGGUGGGUCACUCUGCAAUCUGCCAUCCACUCUAUCGCCAUUGCUGCUGCUAAAGCACCCUCCCGCGCUCCCAAGCAGCAAGCACCAGCAGCAGCAGGAGCUGCAGCAGGCGUGGGGUCAUCAGUGGGGGGAGGAAGCAGAGGCGGGCCAUUGGGUGCUGGAGCUGCAGGGAUAGUGGGGGUUGCACGGUUGAAGGGAUUCGAGGAGGGAGGAAUGCAGAGAACAGCAGUGUCAACAGGGAAACAGGAGGUACUAAGGGAGCAGCCCUUGGGUUCAGGCGGCUCUAGCCUUGGAGGGACCUUGGCUGUGCAUUCGCCUGGUAACAGUAGCAGGAGGGGCGGGAGGGCGUUUACAGGGUCAGCUCUGCUGCUUGCAGGGCAAGAAGGGACACCAAGGAGAGUGAGAGGUGCGAGAUUGCCUGGAGCAGGAGGGGUAGCUGAGAGUUCCAGCGGGCUGGUGGUGGGUAUAGAACAGGUGGGUGAAGGAGGAGGAAGAGGGGAAAAACGGCGUUUUGCUGCUGAAAUCGAUGCGGUUGAGGCGGGAGACGGGGAGGGGGGUUCAUUGUCUGUGGGAGAAACAGGACGUGUGGAUGCUGGUGUUUCUGUGGACCACGUCUCAGAUACACUGGGUGACACAGACGAAGGGAGAGCGAGAGGAGGAGUGGGGGACGAGCAGGGAACUGGUGAAGGGGCAGCAGAGGCGGCAGGGGCAGCGGCAGCAGCAGGGGCGGUAGAGGCAGCAGGGGCGGCAGGAGUGGCAGGGGUAACAGCAGGGGCAGCAGCAACAGCAGGGGAGGCGAUGGCAGGUGGUCGGCUGGAGGCUCUGUUGACUGAGUGGGAGGAUUUGCGGCCUGUGAGGAUUCACCUGGAGAGCCUGAUUGCUGAUUCGCGAUUGGCCGAGGCCCUUGAGCUGGCAGACACGUGGCUGCCUGAGGGGGCGCCAGAUCACCUGCUGUGUCUGCUCGUGGAGCAGGCUGAGGGCCCUGAUGGUGCUGCUGCUGCUCACACGCACUUGACAGGGGUAGCAGGAGUGGCAGGAGGAGACGUGAUGCGGUUUCAAAAGGCGCCUGUAACAGGAGUGUUACAGGCAAGCAGGCUGCAGCAGAGCCCCCGGAGUGGAGGCGUAGGGUUUGCAGGUCCUGGCGGUGCUGGUGUUGCGGGUGCUGCUGCUGCUCCUGCUGGUGGGGGAGGAAGUGAGGGUGGGAUUCGUGGUGGCAGUGCUGGCAAGGGCGUGAGGAAGCCUGUGACAGCUGGCGACAGCUGGCGGUUUGUGAUUCGUGUGGCUGACAAGGAGUUUGCAGCGGCGCUGGCUCUGAGGUAUCACCAUAGCUGGCAGCUGUCACACAUCCACACCGUAUUCAACACCUGCCUCUCACACCUUCCCACGCAUUCGCCCCUGCGGGCUCAGAUCCUCACCUGCAAGUCAUCAGUGGAUCAAUACACUCGCAUCCGCUCCAUCCUCAAUGACAGAACCCUUGCCACGUGGCAGCAGGUUCGCGCAAUCUGCUUCCGCGAUCCCGAGUCUGUGUGUCGCCAGCUAGCUGCCAAGGGAGCAGUCAAAGAGGCUGUUUCACUGGCAGAAUCACAUGCCACUGCUGCUGCUCCUGCUGCUGCACCAGCAGAAACACCAGGAGCAGGAGCUGGAGUGGAAACAGUAGCUGCUGCUAGUGCCGCUGCUGCUAGUGGGCCUGCAGUGGGAAUGAGGUAUCUGGAGAGACUGAUGUUGGAAGGGGCGAAGGGGCGUGAUAGCAAGCAAAAGGGUCAGAGAGACGGGCGGGCGGCUGAGGCAGAUCUGCCUCUUGCUGACGUGGCGGACGCCAAGCAAAUCCAGCUAGGGCUGCAGCUUCUGGGAACCUUCCCUGCGGAGUGGCAGCAGCGGCUGGGAGGGCAGCAUGUGGCUGUGCUGCUGAAGCCGGAGCUUAUAGUGGAGAGCCUUGUAAUGGAGAAACACACCUCUCUGCUGCCCCAGAUCUUUGCCAAGUUCCCCGCCCUACGCAGUGACGCUCUUCUCCUCUCCUAUGCACGCAAAGCCCUCAUCCCCUCCCCUCUCUCCCCCUCCUCCUCCUCUUCCUCCUCCGCCUUCGCCUCCUCUCCCUCCACCACGCACCCAUCUGCCACCUCCCCCCCUCCCCCCCCUCCUCCUCCCCUCCCCCACCAGCAAUCCCUCCGCUCCUCCUCCUCCAUCCCCCGUCCACCCUCCAUUCCCCCCGCACCCAUCACCAGCAGAUUUCUGCGCAUUCAGCAGGAAGCCUCCCGUGUCUUUCCCUGGGGGGGUGCUUCUGCUUCCUCCUCCUCCUCCUCUGCUGCAGCUGCUUCCAAUACUCCACCUUUUGCCAGCCCUGUGCCGUCACCCCGUGGUGGUUCAGGGUUUAGAGGGGCAGGAGGUGGGAGAGGAGGAGGGGGAGGAGGAGGAGCAGGAGUGGGAGUAGGAACGGGGAAAGGGAGUGGGGGGACAGUGGGGGUUGAUCGCCCGCCGACGCUUGCAGAGGCAGCAAAGUCGCGACUUUCAUCCUCCAUUUCUCUGGAUUCUCCUGCUCGUAGCGCUGCUUCUCACCCUGCCUCUGCUGCUGCUGCUGCUGGUCGCACUGGUGGUGGUGGUGCUGCUGCUGCUGCUGCUGCUGCUGCUGCUGCUGGUGCUACUGGUGCUGGUGGUGUUGCUGGUACUGCUGGUGCUGCUUCUGCUGCUGGUGCAACCCGUUUUGGCAUGCUAGGCAGGACAAUCAGCAGCGGCACUGCCAGCCUGCAAACCAGCCUGCGUCCAGGUUCACUGAACCACCCGCACGGCACAGGUCCCGCUACAGCCGCUACAGCUGCUAGAGGAGCUGCCGGCCAGGUGGUAAAUUCCGGGCGGCAUCUAAAAUCCGCUGUUACAAUAAGCUCCAUGUCUCUUCCUGAGCUGAUUGGCCGGCCCGUCGGUUACCUGCCAGGUGGCCGCACGGGAUUGGACGAGGUGUGCGAGGAGGGGGGUGGAGGAGGGGAGGGCGAGGAGGGAGAGGAGGAGGCAAUGGGGAGGCUAGGAGCGCGGGACAUGCAGCACGGAGCGAUCUUGAUAGGGGAAGAGGUGCAGGAUAAUGAGACAAGAGCAAACCAUGUGUUUCCAGACACACCAGAUGUUUCGCUGUUCCAGUCGCUUGCUUCGCUGUGUUCGAGAAGAUUCUCGGUGGUGAAAGGGCUGCUGGCGGUGGUGGUGGAACAGGCUGGCAUGGCUCUGGCCAAGGAGAGUGUGCCACGUGGCACCAGCUUGCUGUCGCUGACUCAGUCGGCUUUUUAUUCAAAAGCCUACCUCAAAGCGCUUACCAUUGUGAGAGACAUGCUCUUGGCAUUCCAGGUGCAUCUUGCCAAGCCUGGACCUGCCACCCGAAGCACAGGGUCGGCACGCGAACCUCCAGCCCAGGUUCGUUCGAGAGGCUCAGCGCAGGUUCGGGCGCGAGACCCGGCGCAGGUUCGGGCGCAGCUGAAGACGCUGAAGCAGCUGCUGGUUCGGGCAGAGGCUUGGAUCGCACGGGUGAAGCUUCUGAGAAGGUUCCUGGCGGACAAUGUGGGGGUGGGGAUUGACGAGCUUGGGGGGGGUGACCCUGACUUCCAGCCUGGUUCUCCUGGGUUAUUUGCCUCUCUGCACAUUCACUCAGUGAUGGGAGGAACAGAGGAGAGGGAGGCAGAGGCUCGGGAGGCGUCCCUAUCCGCGACCCUGGCGCUCAGGGACGGGUUGGUGAAGGAGGAGUGCUAUGAGCUGGCAGCUGCUCUGUGUGACACGUGUCACCAUGUGGACCCCUGUCCUGUAUACAAGGCAUGGGCGAUGUCACUCAUUCGAGUGAAGAACUACACCCAGGCCCGGCAUAUCCUAGAGCGACUCUUCCUCUUCCUCAACCCAGCCUCCUCUUCAGCUCCCACCACCGCUUCUGCUGCUUCUGCUACUUCUGCUCCUGCUGCUGCUGCAACAGCAGUUGCUGCAAGCACAUCGGGCAGGCGCGUUUCCUCCUCCUCCACCUCCUCCUCUUCCUCUGCUGCAGCUACUGCUGCUGCUGCUGCGAGUUCACAGGGAGUUGUGGUGGGAGGGGGAGGUGCAGCGUCAGCAGCAGGAGGGGGGAGAGAGGGGCCAAGGAGUCGUGGAGGUGUGGGGGCAAGCACAGGACAAGCAGGAGGGGCAGGAGGGGCGGUGGGAGCGGGAGUGGUGGGAGGAGUGGGAGGAGUGGGAGGAGGAGAGAGGAUGGCAGUGGUGGCACGGGAAGUGGUGCGGUUUAUCGAGACGUGCAUUCCUGCCGAUGUGCCCGGCACUCAGUUGCUCCUAUCCCAAACAGAAAAGGCAGUAGCAGAUUCAUUCCAAGACUCCCUAACAGCAGAGUCGUACCUCGGUGCUCUCACCUCCACCUCUUCCCUCUUCAGCUCUCCCACUCUCCGCCCCUCCUCCUCCUCCACCUCCUCCUCCCGCCCAUCCUCCUUAGCACCACUCCCCGCACCUGCAUUCGGUGCCACUAACAACACUCCUUCCGGUCCCACUGCUGCUGCUGCCACUUCUGCUGGUGUUUCUCCGAUCCUAGGAGCCAUGCCCCCCUCUGCUACUUUGUCUUAUGACCAAGGAAGAGCGGGAGGAGGGCGAGAAGGUCAAACAUACGCCCGCCAGUCAGAGGAGUUUGGGGGACGAGGGUGGGACGCUUCAGGGCAGGGAGAAGGGGGCGUUGGGGGGCGAGGGGAUGGCCUGGGGGGAGGGAAUGAGGGGCAGUGGGAGGGACAGGGAGAAGGGAGGGAGGUGCGAGGGGAGGGGCAGGGAGAGGGGGUUGCAGUGGUGGAGGAUGAAGAGAGGGAGACAUUCUCUUACUUGGAUGAUGAGAGACACGGCCGCUACCGCUCUGCCUGCUGGCUCAUCUUCUUCCCCCCUCCUCCUCCUCCUCCUCUCCGUCCUUCCUCCUCCUCCUCCCCCUCUCUCUCGUCCACCCCCGAACACAGCAGCAGCACCACCACCACCACUGCCACUCUCCCAAACCCUCUGGCACCUCAGCCGCCUGCCUUUUCCCUCAGCCCAGCUAGGCCCUCCCUGUCCUCGUUAUUAGACUGGGAUCCGCUAAAGUCAGAGUACGCUACUGUAGAAGAGCUGUGCGCGUUGUGUGUGUCGUACGGAGCAGUUGAGGUGCUGGAAAGGGUGGUGGCAGAGGCACUAGGAGGGAGUGCGGCAGGAGGAGCAAAUGGUGCUGGUGGUGCUGCUGCUGCUGCUGCUGCUACUGCUGCUGCCAGGGACUACGUGGCAGCAGGGCUGUGCAGCAUCCAGCUCUUCCUCUACUCACCCGAUCUUCGCACCGCAGCAACGCACCUGCAGCAGGCACAGCUGCUCUUUGAGAAGGGCACGGAGGCAAGGCAGAACGCAGCAGCAGACCUGGCAGCAUCGAUUGGCCCUCUUGCUGCUGCCGGCAAGAGACUCGCCGCUGCACUGGCUGGCAGAUCUGCAACAUUUGAGCCGCCUCAGAAGGUGGAAGGUGAGGAUCUGCUGAGGCUGCAGCGGCUGGCAGAGGUGCAGGUGGAGGUGGUGCGGGCGGUGGGGGCGUGCAGUGGCAGGGACAGCAGUGCCGUGCCUCUCGUGGGGGCUGCCUGGAAGGCCCCUUGGAGUGUGGCGCUCUUUGGUGCUCCCAGCGACGGGCGGAAGAACAAGAAGGCCCCUUGGAGCGUGGCCCUGAUUGAGUUCCUGGUAGAGAGAGAGUUUGACCUGGCAUUGGAGAUGAUCAACUUCCUGCACCUGCCGGCUGUGCACCUGCUGAUUUCUCUGCGCCGUGUUGAAGUUACCGAAUUUCUCGUGGAACGGGAGUUCGACCUGGCAUUGGAGGUGAUAAACUUCCUGCACCUGCCAGCUGUACAGAUCUACGCCAGCGUGGCAGCCUCGCUGGCGGAGAAGCAGCAGCACCGCGUGCUGUUUGAAGGGCUCAUGGACCGGAUCAAAUACAUGCUGCCGCCCGCUGACAUGGAUGAGGUGAUUGGAGCAGCAGUGAUGGUCUACACCCACACUGCCGUCAAGCUCUCUACUCUCUCCCUGACCUUCACCGGGCGGCAAGACAUGUCCCGAUCUGUGAAGCUGCCAAAGGAGCAAAUUGACCGACUCAUCCACAUGCUGUCAGACGAGCACAAGAAGGUUCUCUUCAACGUGGCAUGUCGCAGGCUGCGCCUCGCCUUUCAGAUUGCCACAGGCCACUUCCAGCCUCAAACGAUCAGUGCUUCGACUCCUGCUGCUGCCAGUGCUAGCAGCACCAGCACUGGCGGCGGCGGCGGAGCAGGGUUUGGGUCAGUAUACCCGCUGCAGAGUCGCAUCAACGAUGUGAUUUUCAUCAUGCACGAGGCUCGGAACGCACCCAAGGUCCGCGAGCUGUGUCGUGAAUGGCUGGCGGCUCGCGGCGUUGUGAUCGACAAUGUGGAGAGAAACGCACAGGCGAACUUGCUUCCCCACACUCACGCAUGGCCUCUCGGGCACGGGGCACAGCCGCCGCCACAAGCCCUGCGCUAG